Hyalella azteca is the source of this 3165-nucleotide messenger RNA. RefSeq names its product tyrosine-protein phosphatase non-receptor type 4 (gene Ptpmeg). The record is from RefSeq and is a predicted model, not a curated record. NCBI's taxonomy places the organism in Eukaryota, Metazoa, Arthropoda, Malacostraca, Amphipoda, Hyalellidae. Gene Ontology annotation, molecular function: protein binding; protein tyrosine phosphatase activity. The transcript has 23 exons. Gene Ontology annotation, biological process: protein dephosphorylation. Bases 238 to 3165 code for a protein of 975 amino acids. Gene Ontology annotation, cellular component: cytoskeleton.
CAGCCAAUACCCUUGAAUUUUGCAGAAAACAAAGAAGUUUAAAACUUUUGUUAAAAUUAGCAGUGCAUUCUGAAUUGAAAUUCAGAAUACUUGAAAUAAAAUAUUUCUGAAGAACUGGGUCAAUACUGUGGUUGGUUUGGUUGACAAGUGGUAGUGCUGGUGAUGCUGUGCAGCGCUUCAGUGUCUUGUUGCUUCCAGGCUGUUCCAUGUUAUGAAGGAGGUCCCCUGUGCUGAGCGAUGGUGGAGGGUGGCGGUGAAGGUGGCGGUGGGGUUGUAGCGGCGGUGGAGGUGGCGGAGGGUAGUCCUGGGACGGUGGGGCGCGGCACGGGCGGCCGUCGGUACGGCGUGCGGGCGGCGGAGGUGGCCGUACACCGCGCCCUGACCGUCAUCAGGGUCGAAGUGCUGCUGCUCGACGACUCUCCGCACGUCUUCGAGAUACAGAAGCAGGCUAAGGGCCAGGCGCUGCUGGACCUCGUCUUCUCGCACCUCGAGCUGCUCGAGCGCGACUACUUCGGCCUCCAGUACCGGGACUCUAGGGCACCUCCGCCCAACCAUAGAUGGCUGGACCCGCUUAAAUCAGUGAAGAAACAACUCCGCAUUCACAGUCGGACCAUCGACACGUGCGAGUUACCAGUGCUGUACCUACGUGUAAAGUUCUGGGUGAGCGACCCAGGCCGCCUGACAGACGAGUACACGCGCUACCACGUGACACUACAGCUGCGACGCAUGCUGGUAGAUGGUUCUCUACCUGCACCUGAUACCACCGCCGCCCUGCUGGCUUCAUACGCACUACAGUCUGAUUUAGGAGACUACAGCGCCACGGAGCACGGCACGGAGUACGUGAAGGAGGCAGAGCUGCUGCCGCCCGUGUCUCCUCAAAUGCUGCCUAAAGUCGUCGAGCUUCAUAAGCUGCACAAAGGCCAGUCUCCCGCUGAAGCCGAGUUUCAGUUCCUGCGGCACGCCAAGCGCCUCGAGCUGUACGGUGUGGACCUGCACGCUGCUAAGGACUCAAGCGACCGGGACCUGAACCUGGGGGUGACAUCGAACGGCGUCGUGGUCAUCAUGAACGGCGUACGCAUGAACACCUUCUCGUGGGCCAAAAUUAUCAAGAUCUCCUUCAAGCGGCGGCAGUUUAUGAUGCAACUGCGCCGAGAAAUGGUUCAGGACGGCAGUGACAGCGAGCUGUCCCACGAGAUCGCGUUCAUGAAGCCCGCUUCAUUCUUGCAGAACCUGAGGAAGAAAAUGUGGGGCAAGUGCGAGACGUACGAGAGUGUGCUGGUGUUCACGCUGCCAUCAUACCGAGCGUGCAAGUGUCUGUGGAAGUCUUGCGUGGAGCACCACACUUUCUUCCGUCUUCAUACGCCCCGCCCGCCACCUAAAAGGCCACUGUUGGGUCUGGGCAGCAAGUUUUGGUACAGCGGCCGUACGCAGCACCAGACGCUGCUGGAGGCCAAGAAAACGCUCGCCUCGUCUCCAAGUGUGCGAACAUUUGUCAGGUCGCCAUCGAAGCAAGCUAGUCUAGCAGCGCUGAGCACCAACGGCGCGGCGGUCGCUGGGGGCCGCGGCAGCAACAGCAGCCAUGCCGGCAAACGCUCCCACACAGCCUCUGCAGGUCCCGGCACGCGCAGUCGCAGCGACAGUUGCGGCUACCGCGUCACGUCGCUGCCCGCCACACCCAAGCUCGCCUGGACCGAGGGCGGCAACCACCAACUCAACAUGGACGGCUCGAUGGACGACACCACGGAGGACGUGAGCUCGUCUAUGGUCGCCAGCGUCGCUGAUCGUCCCUCGACGCCCGCCCGUCUACCGUCCGUCCUGUCAUUGCUGCCGUCCACCGUCCCCUCGCCCCUGCACUCGUCCUCCGUGGCGUCCAAGGAGUCCUCCGUCGCCCUGCCGUCCGUCCUCUGCUCUUCCAACGGAAGCUCGUACCCCGCUGGCGCCUCGUCGUCCCUCGCCCCCCUGGCGACACAUGACGGCGACCUGCCGUCCUCCUCGUCGUCGUCCGCGUCGUCCAGCUCGUCUGACACCGACACGCCCGCCGCUGUCGCCCACAUUCAGGGAGGCGCAAGCGAGGAGAGUGAACACGGUCUUAUCACUAUCCGCAUCCAGCCUGACACUGUCGGCAAGUUUGCUGGCAAGUUUGGCUUCAACGUAAAGGGCGGGGCAGACCAAGAUGCUCCUGUACUCGUGUCCAAAGUUACCGCUGGCUCCCCCGCCGACACUUGCUUCCCUCGCCUCAACGAGGGAGACCAGGUGCUGCUGAUCAACGGACGCGAGGUGUCCUCCAUGACCCAUGACCAGGUCGUCAACUCUAUCAAGGCGUCCCGCGAGUGUCACUCCGGCGAGCUCGUUCUCACCGUCAAACAAAACGUUUACGAAGGCGACGAAGGCAACCACGAGGAGGAGGAGUUUGUGCCGCAGAGCGUCCUGGAGCUGUCGUCAGGCGCCCUCCCCGCGCACGGCCCUCAGCAACUCAAGGAGUCGCUUCAUCUUCUGGCGCUCGGUCUCGAGUCCGGCGAGUUGAUCCAAAAGUUCGAGACGCUGUAUCGCCGCAUGCCUGGCAUGUCCAUGGACAUAGCGAGACUCUCCUCCAACGAGAACAGGAACAGAUAUCGAGACAUCAGUCCUUAUGACAAAACGCGCGUCAUUCUACUGAGUGACAAUGCUGACGACGAUACCGACGACGGCCCUGCACCGAGCAGCCCUGGCGACAACGACUACAUCAACGCCUCGCACGUCCUCAUGGACAUCCCGGGCUCGAACAUCACCAACAGAUACAUCGCUUGUCAGGGCCCGCUUAUUGCCACGUGCCCUCACUACUGGAUGAUGGUGUGGCAGCAGCAGUGUCGCCUCAUUGUGAUGCUCACCACGUGUGUAGAGCAGGGCAGAACAAAAUGCCAUCAAUAUUGGCCAGAAACUGCCAGCACCACAGAAUAUGGUUCCAUCUCCGUCACGUGCAACCAUCAAACGUCAAAAUCCGGAUAUAUUUUAAGAGAAUUCACUGUCAAACACAAGCCGAGCGGCAAGGAGCGCACCCUGCAGCACCUGCAGUACGUGACAUGGCCGGACCACGGCGUGCCGGAACACUCCACGGACUUCCUUACUUUUGUCAAGGAAGUCCGCAGACUGCGGGCCGAAGACACCCUGAACCAGCCUCAUAUUUGA